This is a messenger RNA of Acanthochromis polyacanthus (spiny chromis), 1250 nucleotides long. Its product is annotated as pleckstrin homology domain-containing family F member 1-like. Gene Ontology annotation, molecular function: metal ion binding; phosphatidylinositol binding. The record is from RefSeq and is a predicted model, not a curated record. The coding region runs from base 146 to 949 and encodes 267 amino acids. NCBI's taxonomy places the organism in Eukaryota, Metazoa, Chordata, Actinopteri, Pomacentridae. The transcript has 2 exons.
UUAUUUUUGCUCUUGAAUAACAUGUUUGUCUUUGAUGUGAGCUUGGAAAGCCCCACUACGUCACCAGGUAAGAAGGCUUUAAAAAGGCGGCGCUCACAACGGCACUCCAAACCCUGUUCAUGCCUCAGGUUAUCAAGUUACCACGAUGGAUAAGCUAACUUUUAAAAAAGAGAACUCUGAGCGUAUCCAGAUGGUGGAGAAUUCGUUUGGCCCAUCAGGGGUGCGGUUGUGCAAACCUGAUCGGAUUCUAAUAGGAGAGGGCCGUCUGAUCAAGCAGGGUCGCAAGAAGCAGCAGCCCAAGGCCUUCUUUUUGUUUAAUGACAUCCUGGUGUACGGCAGCAUCAUCCUGAACGGCCGCUGGCACAAGAAGCAGAAGAUCAUUCCUUUGGAGGACAUCAUGGUGGAGGACAUGGAGGACAGUGAGGGAUUCAUGCACCAGUGGCUGAUCCGAACGCCAUCCAAGUCCUUCUUUGUGUCCGCCUUUUCAGCGGACGAGAAGCAGGCCUGGCUGGAGCACAUCAAGGAAUGCCAGUCCAACCUGCUGCAGGACGGCCGCCGACUGGGCUCCAACUUCGCCAUGACCUGGAUUCCUGACCGUGCCGCCGAGAAGUGCAUGCGCUGCUUCAGUAAAUUCUCUGCAACCAAACGCCGCCACCACUGCAGAAAGUGCGGCUUUCUGGUCUGCAAUUCGUGCUCCAAGGAACGGGUGGUGAUACAUCACAUUCACCGCACCAAACGGCUGAGGAUCUGCAGCCUCUGCCACACGGAGAGGUCUCGCCAGAGGGGAAACAGCGCCGAGAGCAACAGCUCAGAGGAGGAGGAGGAGGUGAACGUAAUCAACAAUGAGGAGGAGGAAGAGGAGCUGCAGAGCCACACUCCCAGCAACUGGCUUGACUCCCGAAUGGGCAGCUGGGGGCAUAAUUUCUCCCCAGAACCAAUGCAUCAGUAACCACAUAAGGACUAGUCCACUAUCACGAAAGACUUUUAAAUGAUUUCAGACCACACUGUUAAAGCAGUGAUGAAAUCAUCAGAUGAAAUCAUUAAUAAAAGAGAAGGAUGUGUUUUAUUUGUGUACAUGUUUUGCUGUCAUUAGAACUCACUUUUUGUACUGCACACGUUACUGACUCUGUUUAUUUUCUCACUGUGAUUUGAGCACCUUAGUUGCUAUUUAUGUAUGAAAAAGUAUUUGCCCUUCAUGUCUGUUCUUUUGCUGCUACAUUACCUGUGAACAAUAAAACGAAGGUACCGAA